Messenger RNA from Rhincodon typus (whale shark), 508 nucleotides. Its product is annotated as AMP deaminase 3-like. Gene Ontology annotation, cellular component: cytosol. The record is from RefSeq and is a predicted model, not a curated record. Gene Ontology annotation, molecular function: AMP deaminase activity. Gene Ontology annotation, biological process: AMP metabolic process; IMP salvage. The transcript has 3 exons. The annotation marks the transcript as partial. NCBI's taxonomy places the organism in Eukaryota, Metazoa, Chordata, Chondrichthyes, Orectolobiformes, Rhincodontidae.
AUGGUAACUGACUGGUAUCCUUCGCUGUGCCAGGUGACAGCAUUUGACAGUGUCGAUGAUGAGUCGAAGACAGACGAGGGAUUCUUCCCUGAACUGCCCCUCCCGGCCGACUGGACCUCCAAGAAGAACCCGCCCUACAGUUACUAUCAGUACUAUAUGUACAGUAACAUCACCGUUCUGAAUCACCUGCGCAGGGAGCGAGGAAUGAACACCUUCCUAUACCGGCCGCACUGCGGGGAGGCAGGCUCACACACCCACCUGGUCGAUGGCUUCCUGACAGCGGACAAUAUCUCUCACGGCCUCCGUCUCAAAAAGGACCCCGCUCUCCAGUACCUGUACUACCUGGCUCAGAUCCCGAUCGCCAUGUCACCCCUUAGCAAUAACAGCCUGUUCCUGGAGUACGGCCAGAGCCCCUUCUACCAGCUCUUCCAGACGGGUCUGGUGCUCUCACUCUCCACUGACGACCCCCUGCUAUUCCACUUCACCAAGGUUAGUGUCAGGGGUCUGG